This is a messenger RNA of Eruca vesicaria subsp. sativa (arugula), 210 nucleotides long. NCBI's taxonomy places the organism in Eukaryota, Viridiplantae, Streptophyta, Magnoliopsida, Brassicales, Brassicaceae. The record is from the annotation of a GenBank genome assembly.
AUGUAUAAUUCUCUUCUUGGUCUCGUUAACAAUCCUCAGGCUUCAGGGUUUACUGAUGUGGCUGAUGCAUGUUAUAUGCCGUCGACAUCGCCUAUUCCGUGUCCGGAUGCAUCUCGUUACGUGUUUUGGGACUUUGCCCACCCUAGCGAGAAGGCAUAUCAAACGAUUGCACCAAAGAUAAUAGAAGAACUCAAGGAGAAACUAGCAUGA